Molecule: messenger RNA, 1497 nt
Organism: Cyphellophora europaea CBS 101466
Lineage: Eukaryota; Fungi; Ascomycota; Eurotiomycetes; Chaetothyriales; Cyphellophoraceae
Product: farnesyl-diphosphate farnesyltransferase
Exons: 3
Coding region: 1-1497 (498 amino acids)
Biological process (GO): farnesyl diphosphate metabolic process; ergosterol biosynthetic process
Cellular component (GO): endoplasmic reticulum membrane
Molecular function (GO): squalene synthase [NAD(P)H] activity
Source: RefSeq, a predicted model, not a curated record
AUGCCAAAGGCUAGCGAAGUGCUCUACUACCUGGUACAUGUCCAGCAAUUAAGGUCGAUCAUUCAAUGGAAAGUCUGGCACAACCCUGUGCAUGAGCGCGACGAGUCCAAAGAGUCGCCCGAGCUGAAGAAAUGCUUCGAGUUUCUUGACUUGACUAGCCGCAGUUUCGCGUCCGUCAUUAAGGAACUUCAUCCAGACCUCCUAAUACCGAUAUGCCUCUUCUACUUGGUCUUGCGAGGUCUCGAUACCAUUGAAGACGACACGUCUAUCGACGCAAAAACCAAGGAACCUCUACUACGCAAUUUCAAGGACAAGCUCGAGGUCGACGGCUGGAAUUUCAACGGCAAUAGGCCGGAAGAGAAAGAUCGAGAGUUGCUGGUCCAAUUUCAAUAUGUUAUUGCGGAGUACAAGAAGCAGAAGCAGGUCUACCAGGACGUCAUCAAGGAUAUUUGCGAUAAGAUGGGCAAUGGCAUGGCGGACUACUGCCUCGAUGCCGAAUUCAACAACGAGGGUGUCAAGACCGUCAAGGCUUACGAUCUCUACUGCCACUAUGUCGCGGGUCUAGUGGGUGAGGGACUGACGCGCAUGUUUGUUGAGAGUGGCUUCGGAAAUCCACGCCUCCUCGAGCGCCCUAACUUGCACGACUCCAUGGGCUUGUUCCUUCAGAAGACCAACAUUAUUCGUGACAUUCGGGAAGAUUUCGACGACAAACGGAGCUUCUGGCCCAAGGAGAUUUGGGGAAAGCAUGUUGACAAAUUCGAAGACCUCUUCAAACCCGAGCACAAAGCCGCUGCCUUAGCCUGCCAGUCCGAAAUGGUCUUGAACGCCCUCAAUCACGCCGAUGAGUGUCUUUUCUACCUGGCCGGCCUUCGGGAGCAGAGCGUGUUCAAUUUCUGCGCCAUUCCUCAAACCAUGGCCAUUGCGACGCUGGAGCUGUGCUUUCAGAACUACGCCAUGUUCGAACGCAACAUCAAAAUUACGAAAGGAGAAGCCUGUCAAAUUAUGAUUGAGUCAACACAGAACCUUGAGCUGGUUUGUGAACGGUUCCGAAAACACAUCCGCGCGAUUCGCAAGAAGAACAAUCCCAAAGACCCCAAUUUCCUCAAGAUCAGUAUUGCGUGCGGCAAGGUUGAGCAGUUCAUUGAGUCCAUCUUCCCCAAGCAGACGCCGGAAAGCUUAGCUGCUCAGAAAGAAGGUGCCGAUGCAAGACUGGCUCAAGCUGGAGGGCAGGAGUCGACAAGCAUGGGAACGUCGGAUGUUUUCAUGCUCUCACUGGCGGUGUUCGGUACACUUUUCAUCAUUUCUGCUAUCAUGGUUGGCGUUGCUUGGCUCUUUGGUGCUCGGUUCGACCUUGUCAUCGAUCAACUCAAAGAAGGUGGCUCGGAACUGUACAACAAGCUCAUCAACCCCAAUCCCGAUCCUCCUGUGGUCUCGGCAGCAAAAGCUAUCACGUCGUCCAUUGCAUCGGCUGCAUCUUCGAUAAAGAAGGAGCUAUAG